This is a messenger RNA of Juglans microcarpa x Juglans regia, 3441 nucleotides long. RefSeq lists its product as uncharacterized. The record is from RefSeq and is a predicted model, not a curated record. The transcript is spliced from 2 exons. The coding region runs from base 55 to 3330 and encodes 1091 amino acids. Gene Ontology annotation, molecular function: nucleic acid binding. Lineage: Eukaryota; Viridiplantae; Streptophyta; Magnoliopsida; Fagales; Juglandaceae.
UAUAAUGAUAAUAAAAGUACAAUUAUUACGACAUCGACAACGACGAGACGUGAAAUGUUCGGAUUCCCGCCAUUUCAACUCUCAUUGGGUUCUAAAGGGUUUUGUAAGAGAUGGGACAAUGGGUUAACUAGGACGAGAAUGCAGGCUGGAGAGAUUGUGUGGACAAGAGUUUUGUUUCCUCAAAAAUGGUGGCCCGGCCUAGUUCUGCGAGCCGACGCUCUUGGCGUUUUCGUCUCCUUCUUCGACCUUCAACCCCCUCGCUACUUCUUCAAACCCGAGGUCCGUCCCUUCGAGGACAACUUCCGGUCGCUGAGUUGCAGCACGUCCGAUGCUCUGCUCGAUCGGGCAUUGAGGUUGUUCGGUCGGAGGACUCUUUGGAGCCUUACAUGUCCUUGCCGGAGGAGAAAAAAAAACUCGAGGGAUUGUUUUCAGGCGGCCGCAGCAGCGGCGACGUCGUUUCAGGCGGUUGGGGUGUUGGGAUUUGUUCGGAGCAGGGCUGUUUUACCCUGGAUUGAGGAGGCAGACUUUGUUGAUGCAGUUAGAGUGCUCGCCCAAAUUCAGGCCUUUCGUGGGUAUAGUUCAGGCAAUCAGAGAUCAAGGUACAAGCGAAACUACCAAAGAGGUAGUGAGGACGAGAAUUCAAUUGAAACUGAUAAUUUAGAAGUGCAAGGUGAAUCUCAGCUUUUCUUUAUGGAAGUGGAAAAGAUUCUGGCAGCUGGUGUCACAAAGAUACCAAACUCAGGACUUCCGGUUGUGAAAGAAUCUUUUAAUGAACGCCAUCAUGACAGUAUGUCACAGGCUCGAAUCAAGCAAUGGAAGGCACAUGCAGCUAAUGAGAUGCUGGUAAACUUGCAUUGUCUUGCCGUAGAUCCAUGUUAUCUAGUAGGGAAGCACUUGAAAACGUUGGAGCAGAAUGUUUUGAGGUCCAGAAGCUUGUCAUUCCAGAACACCCCUGACUUCUGUUUGACAAAAUUCUUGCAACCUAAAAGCAUCGAAGCCCAAUCUUCUCAUCAGCUUGACAUUAAUUCACCUACUCGAAUCAAGCAGCUGAAGGUACAAUCAGUUGAUGAGAUGCUGAUAAACUUGUGCAGUCUUGCUCUAGAUCCAUGCUCUCUAGCUGGGAAAUUCCUGAAAACGUUGGAGCAGAAUGUUUUGAAGUUCAGAAGUUUAUCAUUCCAGAACACACUUGCAAAAUGCUUGCAAUCUAAAGGCGUUGAAGCCCAGUUUUCUCAUCCUGGAUCUACCAAUCCCGAGAUGAGUGUGAAAGUUGAUAGAAAACAAAGUUGUGUAGAAAAAUUUUCCUCUUCUGUAUCUUGCACAGACACUUCUGUUAACUUUCUGGGGAUAAAGAGGAAGCUUCAGCAGCCAUCUGCUUCUCUUCGUUCUUUUAAAGUACACAAAACUAAGCCUUGUUUUUCAGGCACUGGAACUAGUGCUUCUCUGCAUAUAAAUAAAACUGGCGGUAAGGCAAACUCACUUGAUGCAUCCAUGUCAGCUCCCUUAUCUGGUCCUUCUUUCGAGUUGCAGAUGGCUAUGUCUGCAUUCCAAUUAAAUGGCAGUGGUGCUUAUUUGAAAAGAAAGCAUAAUGGUUUUGACAUAGAUCGGCUUAAUGCUCCCUUUCCAAUUUCUCCAAUAAAGUUUAAAAUCAAACACCACUCUGCCUCCAGUCCUCAGAGCUUUACCUAUUUAUGCAACAGUAGCUUUGUGGAGUUGGUUCUGGACAUGUUCAGCAUCUCCCUUUCAGAAGAAGCAUCUCAUCAUGGUGAUAAUGUUGAAAUCGAUAUUAAACCCUGCAUAUCUUGUGUUGAAAGACAGGAACUUGGGAAAUGUGUAUGUAAUUGGGAAUAUAACGGGGUUCAGGAUGAGGAUGUUGGAGUUGAUAGCAAUUUGAGAUCACUUCAACCGCUUGCAACUCAAUCAUUGUCUAACCAUGUGAUUGGUACUCAUACUAAUUCUACUGAGGUUGAUUCUGGAUUAGCAGCCAAAAAAUGCCCAUUGCAAUCUGGUCUUAUAGCUGAUAUAAUUAAAAAAUUGCACGGUGAUGGUGCCAUAUCCAAUAGAUCCAAUGAAUGUUCCAGCAUUAAUUUGUCUCUUGGUGACAGCUUCAAGGAGCUCUAUCGACCUGUUAUUUCUAUUUCAUCAUUCGGAUCACAAAGGGGUCGGCAGUUGGAAGCAUUUGCUACUUCUACAUCUUUGCAUAUGAAGUUUCCUAGGCUUUUUAAGCUGCCGUCAAAGGAGGAGUUGGUAAAAGUGUUUAGUCCAUUUGGCCCUGUAGAUACCCUGAAGACAAGAAUCUCUUCUUGGACAGGUGCUGCCCAGGUCGUUUUCUCACACCCAACUGACGCAGUGGCUGCUUACCAAUAUGCCAAGGAAAAAAUAACGUUAUUUGGUAAGGCAAAUAUCCGGUUAUGGCUUGACCCACUGGAACACAGAAGGAGAGGAACCAAGUUUUCAGUUCCUUCUCCGUCGAUGACAGGGAAACCGGUGAAUCAGAAGUCAUGUCCACCUGUUAGUUCUACGUCCUCAAUCAAGUCUCAAAGAGGUGAGAAAUUGGAAGCACCUACCUCCGCUACUGCUUCCACAUUGCAUUUGAAGUUUCCCACAGACUUCAAGCUCCCAUCAAAGGAGGAGCUGUUAAAGAAAUUUAGUCCAUUUCACACAGUUGACUCCCAGAGGACAGAAGUCUUUUUUUAUACAGGUGCUGCCCAGGUGGUUUUCUCAGACCCAACUGAUGCAAUAGCAGCUUACCAAUGUGCCAAGAAAAAGGUUUUAUUUGGUGAUACAAACAUCCGGUUUUGGCUUGACUCGCUGGAACACAAGAGAAGAGGGACCAUGUUUUCAGCUCCCUCUCCAUCGAUGACAGGGGAACCAGUGAAUCCGAAGUCAUGUCCACCUGUUAGUUCUACUUCCUCGUUCAAGUCUCAAGGGGGUGAGCAAUUGGAAGAACUUGCCCCUGGUACUGCUUCCACAGCUUUGCAUAUGAAGUUUUCUAAGAAUUCCAAGCCGCCAUCGAAGCAGGAGCUGAUAAAGAAAUUUAGUCCAUUUGGGACAAUAGACUCCACGAAGACCAAAGUCUAUUCUUGCACGGGUGCUGCCCAGGUGGUUUUCCUAAACCCAACAGAUGCGGUAGCUGCUUACCAAUAUGCUAAGAAAAAGCGGGUUUUAUCUAGUGAGGCGAAUGUCCGGUUUUGGGUUGAUGCAAUGGAGCACAGGAAAAGAGGAACCAAAAUUCCGGUUUCCCCACCUGAGCUGACUGGGAAACCAGUGAAUCUGAAAUCAUGUCUAAAAAAAUCUAGCCCCCUUGAACACAGGGACAAGAAAAAACCUUAAACCUUACAAUGUGAGAUUUAUAAUUCAGACAUAGAUCACUCCCAUUUUUUGAUCUACUAAAUGAUGAAGCACUGCUUCUUUUCCCCCUCUUCUAUUUUUGGCCAGAGAUGA